This is a messenger RNA of Oncorhynchus nerka (sockeye salmon), 6447 nucleotides long. Its product is annotated as smoothelin-like. The coding region runs from base 428 to 4042 and encodes 1204 amino acids. The record is from RefSeq and is a predicted model, not a curated record. Gene Ontology annotation, biological process: actin cytoskeleton organization. The transcript is spliced from 20 exons. Gene Ontology annotation, cellular component: microtubule organizing center; filamentous actin. Gene Ontology annotation, molecular function: protein binding. Lineage: Eukaryota; Metazoa; Chordata; Actinopteri; Salmoniformes; Salmonidae.
CUCCGGUUCUCGUAUUCUAAGGGUUUUAGGAGAGGGAAGUAAUAAAAGGCAGAGUUUAAAAAGUAUAUGUUUUUCCAUCUCUAGAGCACUCCAGUCGUUUCUUAUUAACGUAAUCCAAAAGUUAUUUUGUGGCAGGAAUUUGCAUUGUGAUAAGACAAGUUCUAUGUAAAGUUGCUUGGAAGAAACCGUAAAUAUUCGAGCAGGUGGAGCAUCAAUUCCGACACGUGAAAGGGGGACUUGUCUUUUGGGACACAAUUGUUGCCAGCAUUUGUAUCCUGCUGGUCUGCUUUAUUAAACGCAUAGGGUCCCCACGUUUAACGCGCCUGGUUCUUUGUUUGAAGGACGUUUCCAAAUCAAAAGCCGGCUUUUUCUUCCUUUUUGAGUUAACAUUUUACCUGUCAUUGUGACGUUACCCUAAAUACUGAAAAUGUCAGCUGAAAGAUAUUCAACAUUGGAUGAACCGUCGCUUCGGAACAUGCUGGAUGGGACGAUGGAUCUGGAUAAGAGACGGCUGAUCCGUUCAGCCAUCAGAGAGCUGAGGAGGAGGGAGAUGGAGGACAUGGAGGCAGCCCUGGCCAGAAAACGCUUCCGGCCAACAAAUCUCAGCCAGAACGACGACAAAGAGAACCAACUCACACAUAGGUCAGAAUUGGGGGGCUCCCUAGACGUGCUCUCUGUGAAACUACAAGCCAUCCAGGACAUUGAGGAGCUGACUGGACUGCUGCGCGGUGCCAAUGAGUAUGAGGAGAGGAAACUGAUCAGAGCUGCCAUCCGCCGCCUCCGAGACGAGGAGCAGCAGGGUACAUGGGAGAAAGGGAGGACCACCGGCCGUUGUCUGGAGUUUGAGGGCCUGGAGCUCCAAAGCAGCCUGGGAACAGGGGACACAGAGAAGGAGAGGCUUAGCGAGCGAAAGAGAAUCAAGUCUCAGAUCCGGGAGCUACGGAGCCACCAGACGCAGCAGGGCAGAGAGCUGCACGGGACAGACUCCAACUCAGGCAUGGUUCUGGUUCUGGACCCCCUGGUGAGGGAUGAAGUCCCGGGCCCUCUGCUGACCCGCCCACCGACCCGGGACCCUGUGACAUCAUCAGAGCCGGACGUGGUCCUAUCCCACCGCCAGCGUUCUGACUCGACAUCCUCAGAACGCAGCCUGGCCUCCAGGCCCCGUCUGGACUCUGGAGCCUCAGAGAAGAGUCUGGGUCUGGGCUCAGCGUUCCGGACCAGGGUGGACUCUGGAGCAUCAGAAAAGAGCCUGGGCUCAGCCUUCAGGACCAGGUUGGACUCUGGAGCAUCAGAAAAGAGCCUGGGCUCAGCCUUCCGGACCAGGGUGGACUCUGGAGCAUCAGAAAAGAGCCUGGGCUCAGCCUUCCGGACCAGGGUGGACUCUGGAGCAUCAGAAAAGAGCCUGGGCUCAGCCUUCAGGACCAGGGUGGACUCUGGAGCAUCAGAAAAGAGCCUGGGCUCAGCCUUCAGGACCAGGGUGGACUCUGGAGCAUCAGAAAAGAGCCUGGGCUCAGCCUUCAGGACCAGGGUGGACUCUGGAGCAUCAGAAAAGAGCCUGGGCUCAACCUUCAGGACCAGGGUGGACUCUGGAGCAUCAGAAAAGAGCCUGGGCUCAGCCUUCAGGACCAGGGUGGACUCUGGAGCAUCAGACAGAAGCCAGUGUUCCGCCCACAGAGGCAGACUGGACUCUGGGGCCUCAGAGUCCCACUUCAGACAAAGACUGGACUCUGGCACAUCAGACUCCAGUAUGGGACCGCCAGCCCCCCUGGGCUCUGAGACCUCCGACGGCGCAGGGCUCCUGUCACGGAAACGGUUGGACUCAGGGACGUCUGACCUGAGCGUGGGAGUGUUGUCUGUGGGCCGGAGCCGAGUAGAGCUGCCAGAGGUGACCAUGAGUAGCUCCUCCUCCAACACAGACUCCGAGGCUGAAAGCACCAACCACCAUCCAGACCAGCCCCAUCAGGACAGCACCACUACCAACCAUUAUCAGCCUGAUGGGGCCGUCCUAUUCAGGAAAGCCCCAGAUUCCCACAGUGGCCUGCUCAAUGGCAGUGCCAAGGAAAGAGGAGACAUCCAGGAACAGAAGGUCAGAUAUACUUUACUCACUCCUCUCAGAAAAUCAAAUGAUGCAGUUCCUGAGAAGAAAGAGCCGGUUGUCUUGGCCCCGUUCGGCCGGGCUAACUCUGUGCGGGACCGUAUGCGUAAGUUCACGGAGCCCAGUCCCAGUGUCCCGGUCCUGAAGAGGGGCUCUCAGUCUCUGAGGAACGCGACAGCCCCCAGUGCCCGAGUCCUAGGCAGAGCCACCCAGCUGAGUGAGGGGCCAGCAGCAGGGACAGCCAAUCAGACAGCAGUGACCAAAGUAGUAUCCAUCACCACCCCUACAGACAGACCCGGGAGACCCCAUGUAAGCUCUACAUCCUACUCUUCAUCCGCCUCCUCCUCAAAGAACCAUGUCCAAUGCCAGGGCACAGUUCAUCCAGGGGGCGUGGCCACCAAACCUCUGCAAAGCGCUGCUCAAUCCUUGAACGCUGUAGGCGGGGCAAAGCAGGCGGCUGAAAAGCUGUGGCACGCCUCGGGCUGCUCAAAGGAAGACAAGACCCCAGGGAGAGCAUUUGCACAGCGGGACAGCAAGGGAGCGGCAGACCCCGACAUGAAGACCUUCCUAACUAUCGAGAUCAAAGAUGGGCGCACCACCACCACCUCUUCAUCCUCUAGAGGCAACCUGGCCCCACGCAUCUCCACCAACCCCAUAGGUCAGAGAGCAGAGUUGACCCUGGGCCUCAGAGCGACCCCCUUCAAGAUGUCCUCCUCCAGCCUUACCUACGGCUCCUCUUUCAAGAUGGCCUCAGAGCCCAUGUUGGCAGUGGAGCCCUCAGUGCGGGUGGCCUGCUGUCAGCCCCCGGCUGCUGUACCCAACGGCUCCUAUGCGCCACCUCGGGACAAAUUCGAAGAGUGCUCCAGAAAAAUGACCGCAGAACAGCUGGCCGCCAUCGACGAUGAGGAGCUCCUGGAUAAAAUGCUGGAUGAGUCCAAGGACUUUGGGGAGAGGAAGAUGAUCCGACAGGCCAUGAGAGAUCUGCGUAAGAGGAAGAGAGAGGCCGAACUGGGAUGUACUCAAGAGGAAAUAGACCAGAGAGAAAAGGAGCGGGAGUUUCGUCUUGCGGAGCUUCGGCAGCAGAGAGUGGAGCAUACUCAGAAGGGUCGUACGGGAGGAGGAGCUGGAGAGGUCGUCAUGAGGAAGGUGGAGAUGUCAGCUGAUGGCUCCACCCUCAGCCAAGUCACCAAGACAGACCGCUUUGCCCAGUCUGGUGAUGGCAGCAGGACAGCUCACAGCACCAUCAUGGAGGCCAGUUAUGUGAAGAAAACAGACGUGGGGACAGUUCAGUCCAAGUCCUACAGCUGCUCCUCCUCUACCUCCAGCAGCAGCUCCACCAGGAAAGUGGGCAGUGUGUUUGACCGCGAGGACGACUCGGCGUCCUGUGCUGCGGAGCGCCGGCAGGCAGAGAAGCGCAAGGAGCUGAUGAGAGCCCAGACUCUGCCCAAGAUGUCCGCCGCACAGUCCCGCAAAGCCAUGAUCGAGAAACUGGACAAGGAGAGCGGAGGGCCAGGAAAUAAAGCAGUUGCCAAGGUGAACACAGUCCAGCGCUCGGCUAGCUGCGUGGUGCCCAAUGCCAACUCCAUCAAACAGAUGCUCCUGGACUGGUGCCGCGCCAAGACCCGCUCAUACCAGAAUGUGGAUAUCCAGAACUUCUCGUCCAGUUGGAGUGAUGGCAUGGCGUUCUGUGCCCUGGUCCAUAACUUCUUCCCAGAUGCCUUUGACUACUCCUCUCUCACCCCUGCCAACCGCAGACACAACUUUGAGGUGGCCUUCAGCACUGCAGAGGAAUGUGCCAACUGUAUGCCCCUGUUGGAGGUAGAGGACAUGAUGAUCAUGGGGAGGAAGCCUGACUCCAAGUGUGUGUUCACCUAUGUGCAGUCACUGGUCAAUCACCUGCGCAGGCACGAGAUGAAACUCGCCAAACUCCAGGCCACCAACCUCUGAUCUGCUCACUGUGCAUCUUCCCCCAUCGCACCCCUCUCCUGAGCCCUGGUCCUGAACACCACCCAUGUCCCAAAAGACAGCAGCCCCGACUCUGAGUGAGGGGUGUUACUGAUUUGCACAUCUCUGAUGGCCAACAGGGUGGGGAGUGUGUAGGUGUUGGCAUCCAUCUUAUGAUUAUCUUUGUUGAUGGUGGUGGCAUGCCAGACAGAUAAAUUCCCUUCAUCUGAACACAUUUGUUUAGGCUGUGCGAACCUUCCCGUCUUAAUAGAGCAUCUUUAAGCUUUAAUUGAUAUUUUAUACUGAUAUUUAGUUGUACAGCCUAUCAGUCAUAAGGCAGUUCUAUACAUGGUUUGGAAGUCUGAAGAUUUAGCACCAACAAAACCCUACAUUAAAUGUACAUGAGAUAGGAAUUUUACUGUAUUCCCUCACCCACAUAAAUGCCUACAUUUUUUUAGUUUUCUGUGACAAUUGCAAGAUGUUACUCAAGCUGUUGGCGAUGAUGAAGAAAAAAAAUAUGAUAUGAGGCAUUGUUAAUAUUCCUUCAGUCCCCACUCUGGUACUGUUAAAGGUGUUACUAAAUCUGCUAAACACAUCUAUUUGAAUUGUUUUAAAUAGUGCUUGGUAUGGAGGGAUGUUCAUUAUUAUUUGGUGGGUCCUUAUAUUUAUCCUAUUACACACACGUACAAGUAUUUAUUAAUACGCAUGUGUGAAUUAGAUUAUUUUUUGCAUAUCACAACUCUCCCUGAGACAUCCUCAAGAAAGUGGGAUCGUGGCCAGGGUCUGGACCCUAGACCAAUUAGGAUUAAAUGCCUUGCUCAAAGGAUCAGACAGAUUUUUCACCUUGUUGGCUCGAGGAUUUGAACUACCGACCUUUCGGUUACAAACCCAACACUCUAACCCAGGGAUGGGCAACUCUAGUCCUCAGGGGCCGGAGUGGUGUCACUUUUUCUCCAUCCCUAUCAAACACAGCUCAUUAAACUAACUGCAUUCUAUACUGAAGAUCAUGAUUAGUUGAUUAUUGGAGUCAGGUGUGUUUGCUGAAGCAAAAGUGUGAAACCAAUCAGGCUCCCAAGGAAUGGAGUUGUCCAUCCUUACUCUAACCACUAAGCUAGCUGCCGCCCGAUGUUAUUCAGUAGCUGGCAUUAUGAAAUUGGCAGAUCCGUCUAUGCAGCACUAACAUAGCAGGUGUAAAGAAACGCCUGAGAAGGUUCUACAGAAACCAGAAUAAUCUGGUUCAGGCUUUGUCUCUUCUCUGCUUAUCCCCUGAAAACCGUAUGCUUCCAGGUUCUGCCGACCAACUGAAGGUGAUGCAAAACCGAUAUCUGAAUCUACAACUGAGGUUGAAGCCAGACUAGGUUGUGAUUGUAGUUGUGAAACUAUAAUUGUGUAUUUACACCACUCAGAAUAUUUACAUAAUUUUGGUCUGGAGAAACACCAGUGUUGAAAAGUAGGUUCCAAGUUCCUCUCAGACAGGUAAAAUCACACAUUGGUGUUUCUAGAUUAUCACACCUUUUCUCCUUGUCCUUGCCGCUGUUCGCUACAUUGGGGUCAAAAAAAAGUCUUGGCAUGGGGUUGUCACAUUCACACUGCCAGCAUCAACCCACCCAGCAAACACAUAGAAACACACAGCUCUUUAAUUAUGCUUGGGUAACAUUUAUGUUGGUGGUCAUACCAUAUGCUUUGAAGUUUUGUUUCAUGAGUCCAUCUAUGAAAAUGUUUGUACAGGCUAUAGGUUAUGGUAAUGUCAGUAUUUUUGGGCUCCCGAGUGGCACAAGGCACUGCUUCUCAGCUCUAGAGGUAUCACUACAGACCCUGAUUCGAUUCCAGGCUGUAUCACAACCAGCCGUGAUUGGGAGUCCCAUAGGGCAGCGCACAAUUGGCCCAGCGUUGUCCGGGUUUAGCCGUCAUUAUAAAUAAGAAUUUGUUCUUAACUGACGUGCUUCUACACCUGCAUUGCUUGCUGUUUGGGGUUUUAGGCUGGGUUUCUGUACAGCACUUUGAGAUAUCAGCUGAUGUACGAAGGGCUAUAUAAAUACAUUUGAUUUGACUUGCCUGGUUAAAUAAACAUUUGAAUAUGAAAAGGUUUGUUAGAGGCCAACCAAUCAAAUGUAUUUAUAAAGCCCUUCUUACAUCAACUGACGUACAGAAAACCAGCCUAAAACCCCAAACAGCAAGCAAUGCAGGUGUAGAAGCACGGUGGCUAGGAAUAACUCCCUAGAAAGGCCGGAACCUAGAGGAACCAGCCAGCUUCCCUUCUCUAAAUUCUUGGGCCCAAUGAAAGCUGGCUUUCAGCUCAGUUUAUUAUGACAGACAGGAGAAUAUUAAUGAUAAAGGCUGAAUGUACUUUAUUGCCCAUGUAUAUUUUCUGAAUUCUAGCUAAAUAAAAAUGUUUUAUGGUUUCUUUA